Messenger RNA from Oikopleura dioica, 1467 nucleotides. NCBI's taxonomy places the organism in Eukaryota, Metazoa, Chordata, Appendicularia, Copelata, Oikopleuridae. The record is from the annotation of a GenBank genome assembly.
AUGACCUACACGCCAAGUCGACUUUCCAUUGCAGCGCCGAGCGCACGAAGCUCACUAAGCCUGAGUCAAAAUAAUUAUGUUCCCUGUGCGCGCACAAGCGGCAGUUGCCCACGACCUUAUGCGGGUUACAAGUCAAGCGAUGUUCAUAUGUCUUAUGAUACAGACUAUCGGAGAAUUUCGUCGGAUUCUCAGCCUUAUAACGAGUUUCAAAAUCAUUUUGUCCGCAAAUCCCAGAUUAAAGCACGCCAGCCACUUCCUCAGCCUAAUGUUAAAGCUAUACCGAUUUUCAAGGGACUUGCUUAUAAUAAAAACACUCGAACAGUGGUAUCAAAUGUUGAUCCGGAGCAAACGCAGCAGCACUGGGAAAAACCAAUGAAAACAAUCUUCCAGACUCCUGCUGGAGCUAGAAAACUGCCACCGUCGAGUGAUGCCUUUCAACACCAUGUUCCGCAGAUCCCGAUCGCCGGACAUUCGGAAAACCGUAACGCACACUUUCACAAUCCUAGUGCUUCUAGUACGCUGACACACUCCCGCGGAUCGCCACGGCGCGCCAUGAGUCCCCUGUCGACGGCUUCGCAAAUGGGCAGCUGCGCUGCAAUCAACACGCUACAUAUGAGUAGAGUUCAAUCACCCGACACUAUUUUGCCCGUGGAACAGCCAAGUCCUUCCAGACGGAACGUGGCUCUACGUCGACCGACAAUAGCAUCCGUAGCUUCGGAUCGGGUACAUAACGAACACCGCCAUCAUCAUCAUUCAAGACCACAGAGUCGAAAUCGUUCCCGCGCACCGUCAUCAUGCGCUGGUCGGAGAACACGCGUCCCUCCCCUUAUCAAUGUCCAGCCGACCUCGGACGACGAUCUCGACGAUACUGGAUCGAUACUUUACUUGACUGGUGUCCAGCUUACCGAGCUACCAGAAGAAUUCGGCCGCCUUCAGAAUCUGGAGCUGCUAUCGCUGGAAAAUAACAAAUUUAAAGAAGUCCCCUUUGCCGUCACCAAGCUGAGAAGCCUAAGGACACUAUACUUGAACAGCAACAGGCUCACGAGAAUACAUCCAAGUAUUCGAGACCUGGUUAAUCUUCGCUACCUUUGGCUUCAAAGAAAUCGUUUGAAAGAACUCCCAACAUCAAUCUGCUGUCUCGCAAACUUGCGCUAUCUACACAUGGAAAAUAAUAUGAUAGAAGUUAUAUCGGAAGCGAUUGCCUGCGUUGGACGUCUAAAAGGGCUCUGGAUUAGUGACAACUGCUUGAAGUCCCUUCCUUUAAACCUCGCAAAGGUGAAAACUUUGGAAGUGUUGGAUGUCGAGCGAAAUUAUUUGACAGUAAUACCAGAUAAAAUCAAACAGCUUCCUCGGCUGAGAGAGUUUUCGUACUCAGGAAAUUCAACGGCACAAGUUAACUUGAAAGUGCUGAAAAAUUACGCGUCGACAAUUGGUAAGUUCAUGACUCAAGCGAAGAAAGGAAGAUAG